Messenger RNA from Momordica charantia (bitter melon), 1741 nucleotides. Its product is annotated as Serine/threonine-protein kinase WNK (With No Lysine)-like protein. NCBI's taxonomy places the organism in Eukaryota, Viridiplantae, Streptophyta, Magnoliopsida, Cucurbitales, Cucurbitaceae. The record is from RefSeq and is a predicted model, not a curated record.
AGCGGAUAUAGUAAUGAGCGAUACGGCCGUUCAAAAAUCAAUAAAAGACUACAAAUACACUACUCAGUACACAUUAUGUUGUCUGAGAAUAACAAGGUUUUUGUACACUGAGAAUAACAUAGUUCAUAAUUGAGGUUGAGGAAGAGAAUAAAAAGGUCGGAGCUUGAGUGAGAGAGAGAUUGGUAGGGUUUAUAUAAAGAAGGUUGGCGAUGUUUGAUUUUUCCUCUCUCUGAGAAAGAGAGAAAGAGAGAGAGAGAGAGAUUCACAUUUGUAAGUGUGAUGGAAGAACAUCUAAGCCCAUUAGCUGUGACUCAUCUUCUUCAACAUACGCUGAGAAGUUUGUGCAUCCAUGAAAACUCUCGGUGGGUUUAUGCAGUGUUUUGGAGGAUACUGCCAAGAAAUUACCCUCCACCCAACAGAUGGGAUGGUCAAGCUGCUUAUGACAGAUCAAGAGGGAACAGAAGAAACUGGAUACUUGCCUGGGAAGAUGGUUUCUGCAACUUUGCCGCGUCGUCGGCUUCUGAGCUCAACUCCGGCGGCGGCGAUUUCCCCAGUUCAUCUUCAGCCUAUAUUGGCAAUUGUGAGUUCCAACGCUGUCAGGGACUUCAACCAGAGCUCUUUUUUAAGAUGUCUCAUGAGAUCUACAACUAUGGAGAAGGUUUAAUCGGAAAAGUCGCGGCAGACCAUAGUCAUAAGUGGAUUAUCAAAGAACCAAAUGAUCAAACAAUAAACUUCUUGACGUCGUCAUGGCACCAUUCAGCUGCAGACACACAACCAAGAACUUGGGAAGCACAGUUUCAAUCCGGCAUAAAGACCAUAGCUCUUAUAGCGGUUCGAGAAGGAGUCGUUCAAUUAGGAGCUAUUCACAAGGUGGUUGAAGAUUUGAGCUAUGUGGUGUUUUUAAGAAAGAAAUUCAACUAUAUAGAGAGCAUUCCGGGUGUGCUUUUGCCACACCCGUCAUCGUCAUCGUCAUCGUCACUAUACCCUUUCAAGGUUGAUGGGUUUGGCAGCUCAGAUAUAUGGCAAUUCUCUGGAGGAGUAGGAAACCCACCUGAGUUGUACGACCACUUGAACCAUCAAUUCAGAAUAACUCCCUCCAUGAGCAGCCUUGAAGCUCUCCUCUCAAAGCUACCUUCGGUGGUGCCGCCCAGCUCACAGUCACCAUCACAGUUUCUGCCACCCCAGGCUCAGAGGCCAUUAGAAUUCAUAUCCAUGGAAAAGGUGGCUAAGGAAGAGAUUGACGGGCCUGAUCAGCAUGAGACCAGCAGUGCCAUGUCGUUAUCAAAAGGCACGCCGCAACACAACCAAGAAUGAAGAAUUUUAGCUAGGGGAACAAGGAAUAACUAGUCUACCUUGCUCCCUCCUCGGAUUAUAUGCAUAAAGGUUAAUUAAGUUAAAUCCAUAGCUGGUACUCAUCCAUCAAACAGUGCCAGUGCGGACAUGUUUGUAUUUCCAUUUAGAUCAUUGACAUUAGGAAAACAGACCUGGCCACCAUUUUAACUAGUCAUGAUAAUUGCGGUAUGACCAAUACCAUGCCCCCAUGUGCAGCUCUGAAAAGAGAGUUAAAAGAGGACAGAGGAGGAAAGGUUGCAAUCUCCAUUCAAGCAUAUACAAGAAAUUAUAAUGAAAGGACUUGUUAGUCUCCAUUCAUUGAUUAGCACAGCCUCUUACGUUUGAAAGGAAAAAAUAAGACUAUUGAACAUUUUCACACACAAAUAAAUAUGCAUGGUUUUGGUUUGUG